CUCUCAUCCGAGACGGGAGGGAUGCUGCUGCUGCUACUGCUGCGAGGGAUAGAGCUGAGCGCAGUUGGAAAAGCUGUCCCCCCCCGCCCCCUCCCAUCCAAAGCUCCUCCUCUGUCGUCGGAGAGCGGAGAGCGGUCACAUUUUGUUCAAUGAGAGUAAGAGGGGCACCGGAGAGGAGAGGACCCCCCCCCCCAACUCUGAACCUGCUGCUGUGCCGCCUGGCUGCUUCCUCGCCUCGGCCAAAGCAGAGGCUAAUAUGAAGACACCAUUUGGCAAACCAGACCCUGGAAAGCACCUACAAUCCUUUCAACUCAUUUGAAACUGAAGACGGCACCAUGCGUUGUCUCCAGUGAAACCUUCAUCCCCACUCUCCUCUCUUCCUAUCUAGCCACUGAGAGUGAGGACAUCGCCAGCUGCAUAAAGAUGGCUUCAGAUAAACCCUGCAUGGAUACACUUGAGCGACGGCCCAUAUUGGGUGCUGCCUGUAAGCGGCAGGGUCACCGGUGUGUGCGGAAAAAGCUGAGGCCCAUACGAAUCUUGGGGUUCAUCUUCAGCCUGGUGGCCCUAAGUGCUGUCUCCUUCAGUGCCUUGACCAGGAGCUCAGGUGGUCUUAGUGAGCCAGUGCUCCAACAGGAGAGUCUCCGCCUGUCGGCCCCCCACCGGACUCUACUUUUCACCCAACAUCAGACGGACCCCAACGUCUCAGCUGACAUACCAAUAGCCAUGAUGUCGACAGCAAAUAGCAACGACAGCCAGGGGGAUUACCCACCGGACCUCUUCACCCUUGCGGAGAGGCGCCAAGGGGCAGUGGCCCUCCACAUGUUUGGCAUGAUCUACAUGUUCAUUGCCUUAGCCAUAGUGUGUGACGAGUUUUUCGUCCCAGCGCUCACAGUCAUCACAGAGAAGCUGACCAUUUCGGAUGACGUGGCAGGUGCCACCUUCAUGGCAGCAGGCGGCUCGGCUCCAGAACUUUUCACCUCCAUCAUCGGUGUCUUCAUCUCACACAGCAACGUGGGCAUCGGGACCAUCGUGGGCUCGGCCGUCUUCAAUAUUCUCUUUGUCAUUGGGAUGUGCGCCAUCUUCUCCAAGGAGAUCCUCAACUUAACAUGGUGGCCGCUCUUCCGCGAUGUCUCCUUCUACAUCCUGGAUCUGAUCAUGCUAAUCAUCUUCUUCCUGGAUAACAUCAUCUGCAUAUGGGAAAGUAUCACGCUGCUCUCGGCCUACGCCGCCUACGUGAUCUUCAUGAAGUGCAACAGCAAAGUCGAGGGCUUCGUCAAAAAUUGCAUGAGCAAGAAUCAAGUGGUAGAAGUAGCGGUGCAGCCCAAGGAUGAGAAGGCGAGUCCUGGGGCUCCAGAGGAUGACGGCAAGUUGUCGGCGAGGCCCCGACUGCAGAGGGGGGGGAGUUCCGCCUCCCUGCACAACAGCUUGAUGAGGAACAGCAUUUUCCAGCUGAUGAUUCACACAUUAGACCCUUUAAGUGAAGAAUUUGCUGACUCUGAGCUUGGGACUUAUGGGAAACUAAAAUAUUAUCACUCAAUGACUGAGGAAGGUAAAUUUCGAGAGAAGGCCUCCAUCCUUCACAAAAUCGCUAAAAAGAAGUGCCAAGUGGAAGACAGCGAGAAGGCCAAUGGCGUCGCAAGCCGUUCAGAUAAGAACCUCCCAAACAGCUCCAGUGUGGAAGUGGAAGUGACGCCGCCCAUGAAUGGAACGGCAGGGCAAGAGGGAGAGACGGCUGAGGAUGAGGAGGAAGAGGACCAGCCUCUGAGCCUGUCAUGGCCCGAAUCCAACCGCAAGCGCCUGACCUACCUCUUAAUCAUACCCAUCGUCCUCCCCCUGUGGCUGACGCUCCCUGACGUCAGGAAAACGUCGUCAAAGAAGUUCUUCCCAGUCACCUUCUUUGGUGCCAUCUGCUGGAUCGCAGCCUUUUCAUACCUAAUGGUUUGGUGGGCUCACCAGGUUGGAGAGACCAUUGGGAUUACAGAAGAGAUUAUGGGCCUGACUAUAUUAGCAGCUGGAACCUCCAUCCCUGACCUCAUCACCAGUGUCAUUGUGGCACGCAAGGGGCUGGGUGAUAUGGCUGUCUCCAGCUCGGUCGGCUCCAACAUCUUCGACAUCACCGUUGGACUGCCAUUCCCCUGGCUCCUCUGGUCCUCCUUCAACGACAUGAAACCGGUGCAAGUCAGCUCCAACGGCCUCUUCUGUGCCAUCGUGCUCCUCUUCCUCAUGCUCAUCUUUGUCAUCAUCUCCAUCGCCGCCUGCAAGUGGCGCAUGAGCAAGCUGCUCGGCUUCAUCAUGUUCAUGCUGUAUUUCGUCUUCCUGGUGGUCAGCGUCAUGCUGGAGGACAAGGUCAUCUCCUGUCCGGUGUCCGUCUGAGGACCUUCGAGGACCUACGUCCUCACCCCUUGUCACCACCACCCCAACUACAGCCAUCUUUAUUAUCUGCCAUCACUCUCACCUGACCUAUGUGAUCCUCUACCCUGGGAAUAAAAGAAGAACGGGAUGAGAGAAGGAUAUAAGAAUAUGAAGAAAGAAAAAAGGAAUCUACCAUUUCAGGGGGCAGGAGGUGGCGGGUAGCGGUUAAACCAAAAAGGGCACAAGACUUUCGCUUGGCUGAGUCAGCGCAGGUCAAACCUGAGUGGAUUUUUAUUAACGAUUAUUAUUGUUAUUAAUAUUUAUCGGCAGGUGAGGGUUAUUAUGGGUGUAUCAGCCAAAUAUAGAAACAUUAUGCAUGCCAUUAGUGUCACUAGAUGGAGAGAAAGACCCCCUGUGAACUUUGGGGGUGAAACUAAAAACUUAGGAUGCGCCGAAUUAAACUCUUAACAAUAAAUGCAGUGAUUGAGCUAAAAUUGUGAGCAUAUUUGAGCAAGUUCAACAGACUGAGAUGCUGCCAGCGAGAGUGAAGAGGAGUUUGUGGAAUGCGGAAAUGGCGCAGUGUGGAUGAAGAUUUUGUUCCAAACGUUUCUCCUGUUUGAGGGUAUUGAGCGGAAAGAUUCUCAUGUGUGCUUUGCACCUGAGCAACGACGGAAGAAAGACUCUUGGGAGGCAGACAGAAUUCGUAUUAUUUUUUUGAUUUUUUUUCAUAAAUCCUUGUGCUCAUUCUGAGUGACAGGUUUAAUCUUUCCCUCCUCCCUGCCAGAUGUCAUUUUUCACCACUGAAUGUUUUUUCGCAGGAGGGGAUUCAUUUUCAUGAAAUAUUUAAAAGUAGCAUUAGUUGUACUGUAGCAGUAUUAGUUGGUGUAGAGUCCUCUUGACAAUCUGCACCUCUUCUUCUUCCCCCUUUUUUUUCGCCACUGGACACACAUUCUGAUUGUACAGACGUGUUCACGCUUCACACGCACCGACUGAUGAAGGCGAGAAAAAGAAGCCUAACUGAAGUUCAGCCAGCCUUCAAUAUCUUUCACUGGUUGGAGUAUCUUAGGCUCAUUAAAGUUCCAUAACGAAGUCAAUGUCAAAAUAACACAUUUGAAAAUAACUUAGCAGUGUUUAAGCGUCAUGGUUGAUUAUAGAUUAGUAAAUGUGUAGUGCUUUGUUCACAGUAGAACUGGGCUCAACUCACUGGCUAGUCAAGCUCCUGGGGUAGUAGUUUCAAGGAAUCAACUGCAUGUCAAAUUACAAAAACAAAAAAAAACUUGAAGGUGAAUAAUACCAGUCAACAUUUGAGAAGUCGUACAGCAAAAAACGUAUACUUUUUCAAACAUGUUUCAUAACUUCUGAAUGCAAACCAGUGCUCAGUCUCUGUGUGUGUUAGAAAAAUGUCGACAUGUGCGGUCAAUGAUAUCUAUCAAUCUUGUGCAAUUUCUUUUCUAAUCAAAGGUGCUUUCGUGUGCAUGUGUGCGAACUGCAUUAGAAGUCAUCACACACUGACCGUUCCUUAAAUUUACCUAUGGAUAGAGGCGACGCGACCAGUAUUUUGCAACUACCUGCAGACAAGCAUAUAGUAAACCAUAAUCACAAGCUACAUAGAAUGUGGAAACCACAGAUUUAACAGCAAUAUACCAUGUGUGUCACCCCCCCCCCCCCCCCCCCCAUGCGUGUCACCCGCUGUCCCUUCUGUCCGAUGUGGUCCACAACCCCCGACCAUUUGUCCUGUAUUGGACCCACAACCCCCUUCCUGUUAGCGCUGGCCAGGAACACCCGCUUUACCUCAACACAGCCACUGUACAGCAGCUUAGUAGGAAUACUGUAACUGUAACUGUAAAAUAAUAGUAAAUAGAUUCUCUGAACUCUCUGAAAGGGAAAAAUGCAUGCAAGGAAUUUGGGCUGGUUACCCACUGACUGUACAGCUGAGCGUAUCCAACUAUGUAUGUUCACUUUUAUGCAUCCAUUCAGAGAUGAACACCAAGAACUCCUUGGUUUUACUUUGUAAAUAUAAACUCCUGGGUUGUUGUUGUGGGGGGGGGUUUUUUGCAAGAACCAACUAGUUCACACGUGUAUUUUAGUCUCUUUGAUUUAUUGUUAUUUUUUGCAGUAGUGGAUGGAAUCAGACAUGCCUCGUGGUAUUACUGGGCAAAACACAACACAAGAGCAUUUAUUUUUAGACUACUCUACAUCUAAUAAGCAUACAUUAAACUGUAAACAUGCCUGUUCAGUUUCUGGUAAGAAAGGAGGGUUUCAUAUUGCCUCCUGUAGGACUAUUGCCACCAUUUGGUACAGGUUGCAAAAGUAGAGGGGUAGGAAAACUAUGAUCCAUGCACAAACCAAACACCUAUAUGUAAAACUGUUAUCCGGUGUGUGUGUGUGUGUGUGUGUGUGUGUGUGUGUGUGUGUGUGUGUGUGUGUGUGUGUGUGUGUGUGUGUGUGUGUGUGAGAGAGAGAGAGAGAAGAACUAGCCGUUCCACUGUUUCCUGCUAAGGUCAGCUAGUAUUUUGCUGGCAUUAGUUGCAAAAAGUGAAUUUCUGUGUUUCUCAAAAUGGCAAAACUACUUUUCUUGCUUAAACAAGUUAAGAGGUCAUUGGGUGUAGUUGACUUCUUACCACUAAGGUCACAUGCAUAUUUUACCUGUGCACUUCUAUUCUUAAAACCCCUCCUUUCGAGACCACACGUUUCUUUCUUUCUCUCCCUAAGGUUUCCGCGAUGUUUUCGCGUGAGAGCAUGAACGGUGAGGAUAAAAAAAGAAAAGAUUUUGAAAAAAAACAACAACGCUGUAACCAGUUUAGCACGAGAGCUUAGCAUCGAUUGAGGUUUCCAGGGUAAGCGGCUGUGAAAGUUGACCACCAAUGAACAUUCUUGCACUGUAAAUGUUUUAUUUUAUUGGUGUUGAUGUAAGAUUUAUUUAAGGUGUAAAUAUAUACAGAUACAAAUUAACCAUAUAAUCUAUAUGUGUAAAAGAAUAUGUCUCUUUAUGUAAAAACUCAAAGUAUAUAAUGAAACAAAUAAAGAUGAUAAUUGAAAUAUG
Scophthalmus maximus (turbot) is the source of this 5395-nucleotide messenger RNA. RefSeq names its product sodium/potassium/calcium exchanger 2-like. Gene Ontology annotation, cellular component: membrane. NCBI's taxonomy places the organism in Eukaryota, Metazoa, Chordata, Actinopteri, Pleuronectiformes, Scophthalmidae. Gene Ontology annotation, molecular function: calcium, potassium:sodium antiporter activity; calcium channel activity. The coding region runs from base 424 to 2373 and encodes 649 amino acids. Gene Ontology annotation, biological process: long-term synaptic potentiation; calcium ion transmembrane transport; long-term synaptic depression. The transcript is spliced from 12 exons. The record is from RefSeq and is a predicted model, not a curated record.